CGCGCGCAAUUCCUCUGAGCGGGCCACACCGAGGUGCAUGGCCCCAUCCUCUUCUGUCAUGAUGAAUCCUGUGCAGGGGUCGCCGUCCCAGGUCAAGCAGCUUCACCAAAAGGAUGAGACGGAUACAGAGGGCGAGGAGCCUCAGCCGAAAGACAUGACCACCGAGAAAGGAUACAAACACCAGCGGAGCAGCCUCCCGUUCAGCGUUGAGUCGCUCAUUUCCAAGAAGACUACCUGUCGGACUUCUUAUUCCGCCUCAGAUUUGACUCUGGCGCUGCCGAAGGCCGCUGCGGGGCAAGGCGCGCAGUCUCUCCCAAGGACUUUUUACGCGGAGAGGAAAGAGUCAGCGGAGAACACGCAGAGUGUUUCCAGUAACUCCAGCGAAGACAGCGCGCAGUUUUGUGAGAAAGAUCAGAGCACUUGGUUCCAGACGUCCUCCUUCUCCACGCCUCCGCGGAGUUCAAGUCCCACUCCGUGCACUCUAAGGAAACAUAAAAACAACAGGAAACCUCGCACGCCCUUCACUACCUCCCAGCUGCUGGCGCUGGAGCGCAAGUUUCGCCAGAAGCAGUACCUCUCCAUCGCCGAGAGAGCCGAGUUCUCCAACUCUCUCAACUUAACGGAGACUCAGGUCAAAAUAUGGUUUCAGAACAGGAGGGCCAAGGCCAAGAGACUGCAGGAGGCCGAGCUGGAAAAGUUUAAACUGGCCUCCAAGCCCGUGCUGCCAGCCUUCGCGCUGCCUUUCCCCCUCGGAGCGCACGUGGGUUCCCCGACCUGGGCUCCGUCUCAAACGCUUCCGAGGCCCAGUCCGGUCCCGGGACUGUUCAGUGGACCCGUCACUUAUGGAAUGUACUAUUUGUCUUAGUCUUUUUUUCUUCUUCUUCUUCUCUGCGUGCGUAAUGCAUGUGUGCGUAUGUGCGUUUGAUCAUGGAUGCAAUACACUUACGAAUGAGGAUGCUGCAUCUCUCUGC
Messenger RNA from Salarias fasciatus (jewelled blenny), 971 nucleotides. Its product is annotated as homeobox protein MSH-C-like. NCBI's taxonomy places the organism in Eukaryota, Metazoa, Chordata, Actinopteri, Blenniiformes, Blenniidae. Gene Ontology annotation, molecular function: DNA-binding transcription factor activity, RNA polymerase II-specific; RNA polymerase II transcription regulatory region sequence-specific DNA binding. Gene Ontology annotation, biological process: embryonic morphogenesis; regulation of transcription by RNA polymerase II. Gene Ontology annotation, cellular component: nucleus. The record is from RefSeq and is a predicted model, not a curated record.